UUUCCCCCUAAGGACAUCACACACUACUGUCCAAGAGAAACCUGGAAAUCCAUCUGCGACGAUGCAACCAAUAUCAUCCUCUUGGCCUCCAAAAAAGGUAUCAUGAACAAAGACGCGUGGACGUGGAAUUCUAUCAUCCGCAGGGACAACUUCAAAGCUGUCAUGAUUUAUUCUGCUGUCUGCGACUUUCGCCGACAAUUUAAGGAUGAGGAAGAAUGGCGGCCUAGUAAAGCUAACCAGUAUGAAGAGGGGGCUGUG
Aspergillus ruber CBS 135680 is the source of this 258-nucleotide messenger RNA. RefSeq lists its product as uncharacterized. The record is from RefSeq and is a predicted model, not a curated record. NCBI's taxonomy places the organism in Eukaryota, Fungi, Ascomycota, Eurotiomycetes, Eurotiales, Aspergillaceae. The annotation marks the transcript as partial. The transcript has a single exon.